UUGCAGAAUUUUAUAAGAUUUUUUUUUUUGGAAUAAAAAAGUUUUAUGAAAUGGAAACCUUUGAAGAUGAAUUUGAAAUAUGUGAAAAUGUAAAUAUAAAUCUUGAUGAAAUAUUGAACGAAGAUGUAACCGAUGACGUACAAAAUAGCCAAGUAAACCAGGCCAACUGUGAAGGCAAUACAAUGAUCGGUGAUGGAUUAGGCACGACGCCUAAAGAAAAUUCUGUGAUAGAAACUCAAGCAAGUACGAGUAAAUCUAAGACAACAGCUAGACGACGUAGAAAUGGACAAACGCGAUCAACGAUUCCUAGAUCAUCAAAACUCAAAGCAAAGCAUAUGAUUAAAGAUAUAGCUAGAGGAAUUAUUCCAAAAGAUGUGUCACAGAGUAGAAAAUCAAUUCGUUCUUCAUUUAAAAGAAAGGCAGCUAGAUCAGAUGCUACUCUACGAAAACGUCUAACUAGAGCGAGGUCGUCCGAUUCAUUAAUAUCGAAUCGUUGUCCACGUUGCGGUCAUUCUUGCUGCAAUUGGUAUUUAAACUGAAAUUUUUUGAUGAUGAUGAUUUAUUUCAAAGGUUUCUUGAUUUAUUCUUUAUAAUUAAAUAUGAAAUUC
Nymphalis io (European peacock) is the source of this 608-nucleotide messenger RNA. RefSeq lists its product as uncharacterized. The transcript has a single exon. The record is from RefSeq and is a predicted model, not a curated record. The coding region runs from base 51 to 539 and encodes 162 amino acids. Lineage: Eukaryota; Metazoa; Arthropoda; Insecta; Lepidoptera; Nymphalidae.